CAAUAGUGCGUAGAAUUCCGUAGUUGUCAAUUCCUUUUAUAUAGAACUUGAACAUCAUUAUCCGAUUGGUCGAACCAUCCACCCUCCCACUCCGAUAACAUGACGAUGACGAGAUUCUACGGCCAAUCGGAGUGUAUGUAAGGCGAGGGUGUUUGGUAUGCUCUAGGACAGGGCAGCUUGUUCGCAGUAAUUCAAGGUUUUGACUGUGUAACAAUAUUGUGUUAUCGUUAUUUGUUAUAAGAGAAAUAAUUCGUUUUUACAAUAGCCGCGAAAUCUUGUUGGAUUUAAGUUAACUGCGCAUAGAAUGGCUGCAGUUUUUGAUAUUGAAUUGCACGAUGCAGACACAGUAAAUAGGGACGAGUCUGAUGAUGAUGUUAUCGAGAUUGGCGAGGAAGAAUACGAUGCGAAUCCAAAUGUGAAUGAAAUAACCGACUCGGAAGGUGUCGAGACAGUUCCAAUAUCAGAACAAAAUGUUAAUCGCGGAAGGGAAAGAGCUGGACCACAGGAUUUCGAGCUAUGCAAAGUUAUUGGAAAGGGUGGUUAUGGCAAGGUUUUUCAAGUGCGUAAAAUAACGGGUAAUGACAGUGGCACGAUCUUUGCGAUGAAGGUCUUACGUAAGGCUUCAAUUAUAAGGAACCAGAAAGAUACUGCACAUACUAAGGCUGAAAGAAAUAUUUUAGAAGCUGUAAAGCAUCCUUUCAUCGUAGACCUUAUGUAUGCUUUUCAAACUGGUGGAAAAUUAUAUUUAAUUCUGGAAUAUAUGUGCGGUGGUGAAUUAUUUAGACAUUUAAAUGAUGAAGGCAUUUUUCUUGAAGAAACUGCUUGCUUCUAUCUAUCGGAAAUAAUAUUGGCCCUUCAACAUCUUCACUUACAAGGAAUUAUUUAUAGAGAUUUAAAACCAGAAAAUAUCUUGUUAGAUGCGGAGGGACAUAUAAAACUAACUGAUUUUGGUUUAUGCAAAGAACAUAUACAAGAUGGCACUGUUACACACACAUUCUGUGGUACUAUAGAAUAUAUGGCUCCAGAAAUUUUAACAAGAAGUGGACAUGGUAAAGCAGUAGACUGGUGGAGUCUUGGAACUUUAAUGUAUGAUAUGCUUACAGGUUCGCCACCAUUUACAUCUGAUAAUAGAAAGAAAACUAUUGAAAAAAUUUUACGUGGUAAAUUAAAUCUUCCACAAUAUUUAACACCUGAUUCUCGAGAUCUCAUUCGAAAAUUGUUGAAGAGACAAGUUGCACAAAGAUUAGGAUCUGGUCCGUCUGAUGCGGAACUAAAAAAUCAUCAAUUUUUCAAGCAUAUCAAUUGGAAUGAUGUUAUUUCCCGUAAAUUAGAACCACCAUUUAGACCAACAUUAGCCAGCGAAGACGAUGUAUCACAAUUUGAUAAAAAAUUUACGACAUCUGCACCAAUAGAUUCUCCUGCAGAAUACACAUUAAGUGAAUCUGCUAAUAGAGUAUUUCAAGGAUUUACUUAUGUAGCACCUAGUAUACUUGAAGAUAUGUAUUCGCAACCACGAGUAAUAAAUGCUAGAAGUCCACGUAGAGGCAAUAUGCGUGGUUUUUCUCCACGAACAACGCACUUUCAUUUACAUAAUAAUCAUGUGCAAAAUCAUAGACAUAAUGGAGUUGGACAUGGCAACGUAGAAGAUACAGAAAUGAUCGAAAUAGGCUAACUGCCACUUUUUCUUAUAGUGAAAAAAUGCUUAGCAUUUCGGCCUAACUGCUAAAUAUCCAUGACCAAUCCUUGUGUCUCAGGGAGGGAUUUUAUAAGAUAUAGAUGGAAUAGCAAAAGGAUAGGUCUAAUAUCCAUUGCUUCAUUGGAUAUUCAGCAGUUAAAUUUAGCUAAUUUUUUUUUUAAAUCAAGUUUAAUUAUGAUAAAGGUACUAAUUAAGAUUAUGCUUUAAGUGCAGCGACGCAGCAGUUAUUUGGUAGCAUAUAAUAAAAAAAUAUAUAUUUAUGAGUAAAAAGAGCUCUCGCAACAUAAAUAAUCAAGAGGGAAGUUUUAUUUACUUAUUUUUGUUGGUAACUAUGUACUGAAUAUUAUAAAAGAUACAUUAUUCGCAUACAUUAGUCAAAAUACUGCAUAUGUUUCAUUAAUUCAUUAAUAUGUAAUCACUUACUAUGUUUUUUGUACAUAUGAUCCACAGGUUGGUUGGAUAUUCGUAUAUAUAUAUAUAUACAUAUAUAUAUAUAUAUAUAUAUGUAUUUCUAUAGAAAAAGAGAAUACACACAAACAUCAUUUAAACUAAGUGCGACAGACUGAAAAAUUCCAGCACUUUUAGAGAUUCAUAAAUUAUAUUGUUAAUACACAGGUUCAACCAUCUUGUAAUUACUUGUAUAUUUAAAAGUCCGUACACGGCGCUUAUAAUAAUAUUGCAGUGUACACAUGCUUAAGUGUAAUUAAUUCAAAGAAAAGAAAAAAAUCAGAGAAAGAAAGAAUAGAUAAAAGACAAAUAGAUUUAAAUAAGAAGACUUACAGCUGCCACAACCGCUCCGCCGCUCAAAAUUCCAUAUCCGGUUGUUCAUUUAAAAAAUAUUUUCAGCAGUAAUAACGUUUCCAUGGCAAUAAUAUAAACAAUAACACAUCUGCACGAUAGUCUUAGACAAAAUGUUUAUGUAAUAUUGCAACGGAAUUGCAUUUGUACAAUUGAAAGUUCCUAAAGAAAUGCAAGUUCAAAAAACUUUGCAAUUUAUAUUCCAAACUUUAAACAUACAAAUAACAUUUGUAGAAGUAUUUGUUUAUUUAUUAUAAGAAAUUUAAUAUUAAUUUAACCACUUGAAUGCCUUAGCAAAAAGGGAAACAAACUUUUGUUCCAGUUUGAUAUAAUUAACAAAAAAAUUUAACAUAAAAACAAGUUACCAUGGUAACAAUGUUACUGCAAAAUGUUAACUUUCCACUAUUACCAGAAUAUGUUUCGUAUCUUAAUGUUCGUGUUUACACGUUAUUUAGUGUGACAUAUAUCGCAAUUUAUUUAAAUAUCUAUUUGUUACAUAAAUAUUUAUAUAUUAU
Messenger RNA from Apis florea (little honeybee), 3009 nucleotides. RefSeq names its product ribosomal protein S6 kinase beta-1. Gene Ontology annotation, biological process: signal transduction; protein phosphorylation. The record is from RefSeq and is a predicted model, not a curated record. NCBI's taxonomy places the organism in Eukaryota, Metazoa, Arthropoda, Insecta, Hymenoptera, Apidae. Gene Ontology annotation, molecular function: ATP binding; protein serine/threonine kinase activity.